This is a messenger RNA of Carica papaya (papaya), 2305 nucleotides long. Its product is annotated as calmodulin-binding protein 60 B-like. The record is from RefSeq and is a predicted model, not a curated record. Gene Ontology annotation, molecular function: sequence-specific DNA binding; DNA-binding transcription factor activity; calmodulin binding. Gene Ontology annotation, biological process: regulation of salicylic acid biosynthetic process. Gene Ontology annotation, cellular component: nucleus. NCBI's taxonomy places the organism in Eukaryota, Viridiplantae, Streptophyta, Magnoliopsida, Brassicales, Caricaceae.
UCCGGGGACAUAACCGCGUUUAAUUUUAAAUUAUUUUUUCAUACUUCUACCGAAGCUUCUCCGCAGCUUCGGGUUAUGGUGGGGUCAAUCUCUUUUGCUUCAUAUUCCUAUUUAAACAGAGACAAGGGCUGGCUUGUUCGUUACACUUCUUUUAAUUCUCAUAAUUUUGUCUGGGUUUGAGGACGCCAAGGUACGGUUUCAUUUUCGAGUUUGAGCUCAUGCAAUAUGGUUCCAAAGAGGCCUUUCAAUGGAGAUGCUGACAACCGUUUGGGGGUUCUUUUUCAAGGGUCGAAAAGAAGACAUACAUUCAACAAUGUUGAUUUGGAGGUGAUGAAAGGGCUUUCAUUGGAUGAAAUAGUGGCUAGACUUGAGCCCCUUUUUAGAGCAGUGGUGCGAGAGGAGGUGGAAAGAGUAGUUCUGCCCCUUAUUCAACAAUCUGAGAGACCGCAGAUGAAUCAGACUGGGGCAUCUACGGGAAGAGGUUUGAGGUUACGUUUUGUAAAUAAAUUGCCUCACACCAUCUAUACGGAGAGUAGAUUAGAAGCUGAAGAUCGCUCCCCGGUCCAAAUUGAACUAGUUGAUGCUAGUACCAACCGUAGAGUCGUGUCUGGUCCCUUGUCUUCCAUUAGGAUUGAAAUUCUAGUCCUUGAUGGUGAUUUUGGAAAAGAUGGCCAAGAAAUAUGGUCAGAGCAGGAAUUCAAUUCAAAAGUUCUUCGUCAAAGAGAAGGUAAAAAGCCAUUGCUUACUGGGGAUCUCAAUGUAACGCUGAAAGAAGGACUUGGUUGCAUUGGUGAGGUCGUAUUUACGGACAAUUCUUGCUGGAUGAGAAGCAGAAAGUUCAGGCUAGGUGCUAGGAUUGUGCAGAGGGUUUCAGGUGAAGUGGGGAUUACUGAAGGUAGAAGUGAGGCUUUUGUUGUCAAAGAUCACCGAGGAGAAGUGUACAAGAAGCAUCAUCCCCCAGGAGCUAAAGAUGAAAUAUGGCGAUUAGAGAGGAUAUCAAAAGGCGGUGUCCUCCAUAAACGGCUAAACUCUUACCAUAUUUACACUGUCAAGGACUUUGUAAGGUUGUUUAUGGCCAACCCGACAGGCCUACGCAAGAUGCUUGGCGGAGGAAUCUCGAACAAGAUAUGGGAUAUGAUAACAGAACAUGCUUUGUCUUGUGUUUUGGAGGAAGAAGAGCUUUACACUUAUUAUGAAGCUGAACAUGGGGUUUAUCUCCUUUUCAAUUCCCUCUUUAAGUUCAUAGGAGUAUAUUUUAAUGACCAAAGCUACCAGUCUGAGGAUAAACUGAGCCCUCGUCAAAAGCUAGUGGUGGAAGAUUUGAAGCGCCGAGCCUACGGGAAUGUAAAUGCCUUGGUUAGGAUUGACAGGCGUGCAAUUGUUGGCCCUUCGGAGUCCCUGACAAAUCCACAAGAUGGUUCAGAUUUGAAGCACACUGACUGCUCAGUUAUAGACCAAGAUCAAUCAGAAACCCAACUGAAUGUUGAUCGGUCAUCAGCUUCAACAUCACACACCUAUGAAGCAGACAGUAGCCAACAAACACAACUUUCUCUUUCCCAGAAUUAUCAUCCAAUGGAUCCUUUCAUGCCAGUAUUUCGAAACAGCUUCAGAUUCGAGGAAUUCUUACCCAUACCUCAUGACAAAGACAAUGUUUGGCUGCUGGAUGGUUCAGUUGCUGCUGAUCAGGAUGUUGUUCAGCCACAUAUAUCUGCAACAUGGACCCCUUCCAUUCCAUCGUGGGAGCAGGGGGAUGAUCUUUUUUUCCCCCCUAUCAACGAAUCAGAUACCAGCUUCAUCAUCCCUCCUUUACCUACAAAUAUCGGUAUACAUGUUUCGAGGAUCAUAAGACCUCGAGCAGGGUGGUGCAAGAUUCGAGCUGCACUUGUUAUGCGGUCUGUUUGGCGAUGUGCAGCUGCCAGAAGAAUGGGUUCGGUUUCUUGUUAAAUAGACUAUUUGCCUAGUGUCGGGUAUCUCUUAAUUUAGGAGGUCAGGCUAUAACAGGGCUCUAGAUUUGUCAGUUUAGUGUUGUAAAUUGAUUUGCUUUCCCUCCGUGCGUGAGUGGCAUAAGCUCGCACAGCAUUUCGUCGAGGUUUGCUACUCGAUUCCGAGUGUUUGCGAUCAUAAGCUGCUAUCAGCUAAAUAAGUAGAGAAAAGCAGCGCAGGCUUUUGUACAUAAUAAAAAUCACUAGGUAGUAAUCGUUGGCAAUCAGGAGUAAAAAAUUUGCUCCUAGAUUGUGUACAGCUUAGUGUUGUUCAGAAAAUUCUCCGUCUUUCCCUUUAUGAGUGAGUAAAUUUUAUUGUGUUA